Rhagoletis pomonella (apple maggot) is the source of this 959-nucleotide messenger RNA. RefSeq lists its product as uncharacterized. NCBI's taxonomy places the organism in Eukaryota, Metazoa, Arthropoda, Insecta, Diptera, Tephritidae. The transcript has a single exon. The coding region runs from base 1 to 615 and encodes 204 amino acids. Gene Ontology annotation, molecular function: structural constituent of chitin-based larval cuticle. The record is from RefSeq and is a predicted model, not a curated record. Gene Ontology annotation, cellular component: chitin-based extracellular matrix.
AUGACGAACGCGCGUGAAGACAAAACCUUUAGCGGGAAGUACCGUGCACCAACAACGACAACAGCUCGCAAACAACCAGCAAAAGUCUUAACUAGCAACAAAAACUUCUUACAGAAGCGCAACGAUCUCAGCCGCCGAAACAGCAUUUCAAGUGGCCAAAAAGUGUCAAUUUUGCGGAAUGAUCAGGAAAUGAACAAUGACGGCAGUUACCGUUAUCAGUAUGAAACAGGCAACGGUAUUAUUGGCACGGAGCAAGGUACUGCUGGUGUGGCCAUACAAGGCACUUCCAGCUACGUCUCCCCCGAAGGUUUGCCAAUCAAAUUGACCUACACCGCGGACGAAACCGGCUACCAUCCGGUGGGCGAUCACAUUCCUAAAACACCCGACUACGUGCUACGAGCAAUCGAAUACAUACGCACACACCCCUUCAACUUUGGGAAAAUCGACGGAGUGACACCAAAGUUGUCUACAGAGAUUGUGCCACCGCUACGUACAUCAGCAUAUCCGGGAAAUUUGAACUACAAGGCUAGCAGCUUCAAUACACAAAAAACUGGUUUGACAAAGAACAGGAGGCAAAAAAAUACCAGCCGCAAUAAUUUAAAACGACGUAUUUAAAGGGUCUCUACAUUGUAGCUAGUGUAAAUUGGAUGCGUUACUGUAUUUAACCCUAGACUAAAAUGUAUUAUAUAUUAAAAUGUAUUAUAUAUCAAUCUCCACGUUUAUCUAUUGUUAACAUAACUCUAACUAGGAAAUUUUGAGACACCACCGAGAAAGAGCUCAUGCAUCCUCGGACAAUUUGAGCGCAUAGUGAGUCCAAAAUCUCACACUAAACUGUUAUAGUAGAUGUUCAUCUUGCCACAAUUGAGUAGCCAAUCGACUGCUUCCUAAAUGACAGCUAUGUACAUCUACCUCAAAAUACGCUAAAGUGAUCUGGAAACCUAACUUAGCGCUCCCAUGAC